AGUUUGCGGAAGUCACGAGCACUGAAAAAUAUAAACAAGGGAACCAUGGCUUAUAUUGACAAAACAUACGGAAGUAUUUUUACAAGUUCUGCAUUUAUCGACAACAGCCUUCCUAUAUAAAUUCCCUGACAGACUUUCGCCCCAAUAGUUUGCCUUUGUGUCUGUGGUAGGUCCCUGGUCUUGCAUUCUAAAUCCCGGUGAGUGCUUUAAAGGUGCAUGCUUAUACGCUAUGGCUGUCCUUCCGGUGAAAGUUUCAACUCUGUGUAUUGCUACAGUGCUCCUUUUUAUUGAAUUUGACGAAAGCUUACAGGAAAAUAGGGCAAACCCUAGUCUGAAUCAAGUCGGAGUCCCUGCGUCGGAAGUCAAGAAGUCUUCCUUCGACUUGGACUUCCUGAGAAACUGCAUUCGGAAGAAGGAGACUUAUGUGUCGUGUACUGGGAGACGUCUUCGCAGUGUCCCGCGAGGUAUACCCGUCGGCACCACGCGUCUAAACCUCACAGGAAACCUGUUUGAAGUCUUAGGUCCUAAAACGUUUCCACGCCUUGACAAGCUGAAACUCUUGGAUCUGAGCAGGAAUCGCAUAAGGGUAAUCAAUUUAGGAAGCUUUAAGAACACCUUCAACCUGACUACUCUCUAUCUCAACCACAACGACAUCUCUUCCAUCCCCAACGAAAGGGGCGCCAAGACAUACACGGUAGUGUAUUCCUAA
Molecule: messenger RNA, 709 nt
Organism: Branchiostoma floridae (Florida lancelet)
Lineage: Eukaryota; Metazoa; Chordata; Leptocardii; Amphioxiformes; Branchiostomatidae
Product: leucine-rich repeat-containing protein 4C-like
Exons: 3
Coding region: 230-709 (159 amino acids)
Cellular component (GO): plasma membrane
Molecular function (GO): protein binding
Source: RefSeq, a predicted model, not a curated record